AUCCGAUCACGCAGUUUGACACACGCCGAUUAGUACAGCUUUUGCGAAAUCAAGCAGUGUGACACGGUGUGGCGAUCUUGGAAUCAAGGCACUGGAGGAAACUUUACGAGCGGGCUUCGACGAGCUACAAAGCAUAAUCACUCGGAUGCGAAGUUUGGUCCUCAUAUCAACCCUAUCGACCAGCGAAACUGUACUGCGCAGGCUUCGUGACGAUGGCUGAUAAUUCUGGCCGUGAUCAGGUACGGCGAGUCAAGGUAUUGUGCCUACAUGGCAAGGGUACAAGUGCCGCCAUCUUGGAAGCACAAACAGCCAGACUACGCCACUGUAUCCAAGACUCAGACACAGGGCUGGAUGUGACUUUCGACUUCGUGAAUGCCCCUUUCCGAUCCGAACCCGCGCCUCCUGUCGACCACUUCUAUCCCGGUCCAUUCUUCUCCUUCUACACCUCCUCGACUACACGAUCUCUCGGCGCAUCCCAUGCGUGGCUCUUGGACCUUAUUGAGAGGCAAGGGCCUUACGACGGCGUGAUCGGGUUUUCUCAGGGGUGUGCAUUGGUAGGGUCGCUACUGCUUCGUGUCCAGCGCGUCCACGCCGAUCAAGCUUUGCACAAAAGCUCCUGGCCUGAAGCGCUGUUCAAAUUUGCCAUCUUCAUUUGUGGGGGAUUGCCCUUAUCCUUUCUCGAACAGCAAGGCUAUAAUGUGUCUGAAGAAGCGAAAAUCCUCGACGAGCAGUCGGCGCAAGCUCUUACGCGUCAAGCAUCCUGGUCCGCUUUCCUCGAGAAAGGUACCGCAAGAUGGAAAAACGACAACACGGACGAGAAAGUCACGUUCGAUCGGAACAGUUGUGUCGUAUCAUCGGUUGGCCAGCUACUGGUCUCUACUACUAUCUCUGGCCUCGAUUGUGACCAGAUGGUUCCUGAGCAUCUGAUUCAAAUACCCACUGUACACAUAUACGGCGCCCGGGAUCCGCGGAUGCUUGCUUCUCUACAGCUCGCGAGGUUCUGUAGGAGCGAUCGAAGAAAGGUCUAUGGGCACAAACAAGGAGGAGAAUGGAACGAUGGCUCGACUAUCAAUUUGGGCGCUGAGAGAGUCUAUGAUCGUUUGAGAAGAUCGGCUUGUUACCUAAGUAGGCAGCUAGGUGCAAGCUUGUUAGUGGACAGUAGACUAAGGGCGGUAACUAUAUACAUUUCUAUCAUCUGAUGCGGGUUAGUGAUAAAUUCAUGCAAGCUUGUUUGCAUGGUCAGUUGCCACGCGUCUGUAGUCGGAGUUUCUAAUGGACGAUUAAAGGCAGUGAACUAUAGACCUCUAC
This is a messenger RNA of Aureobasidium subglaciale EXF-2481, 1308 nucleotides long. RefSeq lists its product as uncharacterized. Lineage: Eukaryota; Fungi; Ascomycota; Dothideomycetes; Dothideales; Saccotheciaceae. The record is from RefSeq and is a predicted model, not a curated record. The coding region runs from base 213 to 1199 and encodes 328 amino acids. Gene Ontology annotation, cellular component: nucleus; cytoplasm. The transcript is spliced from 3 exons.